Messenger RNA from Uranotaenia lowii, 2174 nucleotides. RefSeq lists its product as uncharacterized. The record is from RefSeq and is a predicted model, not a curated record. The transcript is spliced from 3 exons. Lineage: Eukaryota; Metazoa; Arthropoda; Insecta; Diptera; Culicidae. The coding region runs from base 480 to 1568 and encodes 362 amino acids.
CGCUCGCCGGUUUGGCAGUUGCGUUUAGUUGCAAACUGAAGCGCCGAAGCCGUGCACGCGUGUUUAAUUUCAAGCUCUUACCGGGACGCUAUUCGCUUACCACCCGCUCGCGUAUAGGUGUUUUUUUUUUCUUAUUGCUUAAAUCGCGCUGUGAGAUCAUUGGCUUUUUAUGCCACCACUACCAUUUCAUACAAUCGUUUAGUGUGUACCUUAAAAGGGGGGCUUGUGGUUUUUCUUCUCAUGGCUAAGCCGUGAAAACUGGAAUACGCUUCAACCCCAUUCGCCUGGUUGUCGUCGGCUUGAAGUAAAGGCUCAGUUUAUAAAGCUCGCUGUAAAUCAAAUUAACACGCGGUCGUGAAGCGCGUCUUGACAUUUAAUUGAUCUAUUUUUAAUAUCGCAAACGCGUCUUUCUCGAUUCAAUCAUCCACACGCGCUUGGCUUUGGCUUCAAUCAGAUUGGUGGGAAAGUCGUAAACUAGCAUGGUAUUCUCCAGUUACAACAACGCGUCCUAUUUACCACUUGACAGUGACCAGAGUGUAACGUUUUACAAAAACGAAAACCAGCUGUUCCCUCCCCCUCCACCUUCCUCAUCGGUAGGAUUGAUUGGAACGCCAGGAGCAUUGGCCUGUCGACGCAACAGUCCCGUUAUGCUGACCGGAAGCAACGACAGGAUGCUGGGAAACGACUUUCAGUCGGUAGCCCAUCUCAGUUCCAACGGAUAUUAUGGAUAUAUCCCACCACAACAACCGAUGGCGGCAACCGAGGUCGUCGGCAACAAGCUAGAGACAGAAACUAGCGGCUACAACGGCGGAACCAACAACAUCAACAAUAACAAUAAUGAUGGAUUUAGUAUUGGUGCCGCGGGAGGAAAUUUCUUAUUGGAUUGCCACCCGCAGCCGGCAUCCCUGGAGGAUUCACCGAUGAUGGAAGAUAGCGACGGGCUAAUGGAAAACUACCCACACCAGCAGCAACAACAACACCAACCGCAGUUCCGAAAGCGCAAAGAAAAUGGACUCGGGGAUUUGGAGCAAGAAGAAAUGCCCUGCGGCAAGCGGCAAAGGAUGUGCAAUGUGGACCGAGAACCACAGGACCACCAACAGCAGUUUCUAAGUGGUGCAUCAGGUUUCAACGGCAACGUCAGCUGGAAUCCGAUAGGCACCCAGCAGAUGGACUACAGCGACCAACCCAUGAACAACGCCAGUUCGAUGAACUUUUCUGCCUCUGCACUGGCUGGCAACGGAUUCGGCACCGGCUCGAGCACCAUGAUCUCUAACGGCCAUUUUCAAUCGUCGAUGCCGGCACCGUCGAUUCCACAAUCGGCGUCGGUUCUCCAGCCUAGAAAUCAGAGCCCGCCAACAACGUGUAGUCUUUUAAACACCUCCACUAUUCCCCACGACAACAAAUGCUUUCGGGGAAAUUCGUUCCCCGCAGGAAUUGAAUCCAUCCGGGAUCGUUGCGUGAAUCGGACCUUCGAUGUCACCACCCUUACGGAAAGCCAAAGCUACCACGAGCUGGAGGACCUGUUCAUAAGUUUACACGGUUCCGGUUACUUUCUGAUGGAUUCGUGAAACCCGCUCACUUUAUACAUCAAUCGGUGUAGCACCAAAUCGCUUUUACUAACAAAUGUUUGAUUUCUUUACCACCUGUUAGUUUGUUAAUCGUCUAGGUUUGUAAAUAGUUUUUAAGGAACUUUUGACUAAUCCCCCUUCGCUGGGUUGCGCCUAAGUUAUUACCUGAAUUAGAUGAUCAACAUCCAAUCCCACAGUACAACUCUAUUGACACUUUUCCUUUUUUGUAAUUUUUAUUUUACGAAGCGGAUAGAAAAGAAAUGUUGUAUGAUCCCAUGCUGCCGCGUUUAUACUUCUGCAAUUCACUUCUACCUAAUUUUAAGAAAACCACUAUCCAAGAGAGAAAAAAACCUUUAAGGUGCAAUUUCAUCCUAUUUUUCCUUGAAGUUCAGUCAGCACGGUGCAAAAAUUUAUUUUCAACAACUGUAUCGGAAAAAGUAUGCAGAGAAAAUGCAUAUCUGAUGUUCGGUGUAGACAAAUAUUUACUUACAGAGAACCCUAGUUAGCUAAAGCAUCCUUACAAGUUUGUGAAACAUGUUUGUAUACAUUACUUCAACGCUAAAGAUGGCAUCAAUAUAGAUCAAUAAAUUAAUUAUUUUCUAUUCA